GUUUGUACUCCUCGGGAUCCUGCAAGGAAUAUUUCCAUAGUCCAUGUCCCUCCAAGGUCAUGACUGGUGUCAGAAUUGAUUUGUUUUCUGCUGCACCGAGCUGCUUCGAGCUGGAAGCCAUCACAGUUGUAUUCGUCAAACAGGCUGGCAAGUAUGUCGGUUAAUGGAUAUGUUCGCAGGUUGGUCCUCCUUGUGCUCUGUAAUGCUAGGCUGACGGUGCGCGGUUUUCAACUCUCACUCGCUCGAGAGCUGCCGCACUUUGCCAGGAUCCUGGCAAGGUCAAAGAGCGAUGACACGAGGAUUUUUUUGAGAGAAAAGAAGAGCGAUAAUGAGCAUAUGGGCGCGUUUCAUCUCGUUAAAUCUUCCAGACGGCUGAUCAAAGUCCGUGCGCUCGCGCGCGAUAUCGGAGGUAGUCAAUACCUGUUUUUGUACGACUUGUCUCUCACUCAUUCGAGAGCUGCCGCACUUUGCCAGGAUCCUAACAAGGUCGAAGAGCGAUGAUGAGCAUAUAGAUGUGUUCCAUCUAUUUAAAUCUUCCAGAUGGUUGUGCAUCAUACGGCAUGUCCUUUUUAAACUUCGCUGCUAGACGAGGACGAACCUUUUUUUGUGCUACUCGUCUCUCUUACUCAUCUGAGAGCUGCCGCACUUUGCCUACUCAUAUCAAUCAUUAGUUCAUUCGUGCGUGAUGCUCACAUGGGUUUCGGUCUUUCCAAGAUGCUAGCAAGCUGAAAAAACCGUACAGCAUGUCCUUUUAAACU
Molecule: messenger RNA, 758 nt
Organism: Suillus plorans
Lineage: Eukaryota; Fungi; Basidiomycota; Agaricomycetes; Boletales; Suillaceae
Exons: 6
Coding region: 154-501 (115 amino acids)
Source: RefSeq, a predicted model, not a curated record